Molecule: messenger RNA, 4362 nt
Organism: Sorghum bicolor (sorghum)
Lineage: Eukaryota; Viridiplantae; Streptophyta; Magnoliopsida; Poales; Poaceae
Product: leucine-rich repeat receptor-like serine/threonine-protein kinase BAM1
Exons: 2
Coding region: 739-3963 (1074 amino acids)
Biological process (GO): protein phosphorylation
Molecular function (GO): protein kinase activity; protein binding; ATP binding
Source: RefSeq, a predicted model, not a curated record
AAAUGCAAAUAUACCAAAGGGGACCAUGUCCUUGGUUGGAGAAUUUCAAAGCUCGAAGAAACUCCCCUGGCACACACACAGUGCAUGCCACACCCAUCCCAUCUCUUUUGCCAUGGCUGGUUGCUUCCUUGCCUACAAAAAAAAGCUCCCAACAGUUGCCUUCCCCCUCUCCUCCUCCCAAAGAAAAGCAAAGCAAAAAGGAAGGAGAUGAGGAGAAUCACACCACUGAAAACCAGAGACCUAGCACAGCAGAGCAGAGCAAUGCCAAUUCACUAGCUAGAUAGCAGAUCAUCAGAGUACUAGUACUGCUGCUGCUCUAGAGUGAGUUGUGAGUGGAGUCUACUCUCGACACCCUUCACCCACACGCCAUAUAUAUCUCAAAAGACAGGCCCCUCCUCCUCCUCCUCCUCCAUGGCUCCAUGCCACGGCGAGCGAACGAGAACGAACGAACAUAUUCCCCUCGAUCGCCCCUGACACUAUCCAUCAUCUUCCACCUCCCAGCUUCACUCUCAAGCCUCCACUCCAUCUUCUUGUGAAGCUUCUCAAGAUUCUCGCACGCCUUUACCCCCUCCUCCUCGUCCUCUCUCUCUCUCUCUCUGCCCAGCUUACUAAUUAAACGACACCUCCAAUGCCGGCGCCAAUGGCGGCAGCUCAACUCAUCCUCUAGCUAGUCUCCCCUGAACAGCAAUUCGAAAAUCCCAGAGACAAACCCAAGAAACAUUCCACGCACCCUGAUCAAUGAGGCCCUCGCCACCUCUGCUCCUGCUCGCGUUCCUGCAUUUCGCGCUCCUGUCCACCACCAAUGCCGCCGAUGGCAAUGGGACCGGGACCGGGACCGGCGACCUGCUGCGCGGCGACGCGAUGGCGCUGCUGGCGCUCAAGGCGGCGCUGGGCUGCCGCCCGGGCGCGCUGCGGUCGUGGUCGGCGGCCAAUGCCGGGUCCGUGUGCUCCUGGACGGGCGUCCGGUGCGGCGCGGCCGGGCGCGUGGUCGCCGUCGACAUCGCCAACAUGAACGUGUCCACCGCCGCGGCGCCCGUGUCGGUCCGGGUGCCACCGGGACUCACCGCGCUCGAGACGCUCUCGCUGGCCGGGAACGCCAUCGUGGGCGCGGUCACCAUCGCGUCGCCGCUCCCGGCGCUGCGCCACGUCAACGUGUCGGGCAACCAGCUGAGCGGCGGGCUCGACGACGACGGCUGGGACUUGGCGUCGCUCCCGGCGCUCGAGGUGCUGGACGCCUACGACAACAACUUCUCGUCGCCGCUCCCGCUCGGCGUCGCGGGGCUCCCGAGGCUCCGGUACCUGGACCUCGGCGGGAACUACUUCACGGGGGAGAUCCCGGCGGCGUACGGCGCGAUGCCCGCGGUGGAGUACCUGUCCCUCAACGGCAACAACCUGCAGGGCCGGAUCCCGCCGGAGCUCGGCAACCUCACCACGCUCCGGGAGCUCUACCUGGGCUACUACAACGUGUUCGACGGCGGCAUCCCUCCGGCGCUGGGACGGCUGCGCGGCCUCACCGUGCUGGACGUCUCCAACUGCGGCCUCACGGGGCGGGUGCCCGCGGAGCUCGGCGCGCUCGCGUCGCUCGACACGCUCUUCCUCCACACCAACCAGCUGUCCGGCGCCAUCCCGCCGGAGCUCGGCAACCUCACGUCGCUCACCGCGCUGGACCUCUCCAACAACGCGCUCACCGGCGAGGUCCCCCGGUCGCUGGCGUCGCUCACGUCGCUCAGGCUGCUCAACCUGUUCCUGAACCGGCUCCACGGCCCGGUCCCCGACUUCAUCGCCGCGCUGCCGCGCCUGGAGACGGUGCAGCUGUUCAUGAACAACCUGACCGGCCGCGUCCCCGGGGGGCUCGGCGCCACCGCGCCGCUCCGGCUCGUCGACCUCUCCUCGAACCGCCUCACCGGCGUCAUCCCGGAGACGCUGUGCGCGUCGGGGCAGCUCCACACGGCCAUCCUCAUGAACAAUUUCCUCUUCGGCCCCAUCCCGGGGUCGCUGGGGUCGUGCACCAGCCUCACCCGUGUCCGGCUCGGCCAGAACUACCUCAACGGCAGCAUCCCCGCCGGGCUGCUCUACCUGCCGCGGAUCGCCCUGCUGGAGCUCCACAACAACCUGCUCUCCGGCGCCGUGCCGUCGAACCCGAGCGCCGCCAGUUCGUCGUCGCAGCUGGCGCAGCUCAACCUGUCCAACAACCUGCUGUCGGGCCCGCUGCCGAGCACGCUGGCCAACCUCACCGCGCUGCAGACGCUGCUCGCGAGCAACAACCGCAUCGGCGGCGCCGUGCCGCCGGAGCUCGGGGAGCUCCGUCGCCUCGUGAAGCUGGACCUCAGCGGCAACCAGCUGUCGGGCCCGAUCCCGGGGGCGGCCGUCGCGCAGUGCGGCGAGCUGACGUACCUGGACCUCAGCAGGAACAACCUGUCGAGCGCGAUCCCCGAGGCGAUCGCGGGCAUCCGGGUGCUGAACUACCUGAACCUGUCGCGGAACGCGCUGGAGGACGCGAUCCCGGCGGCGAUCGGCGCCAUGAGCAGCCUGACGGCGGCGGACUUCUCGUACAACGACCUGUCCGGGGAGCUCCCGGACACGGGGCAGCUCGGGUACCUGAACGCGACGGCGUUCGCGGGGAACCCGAGGCUGUGCGGCCCGGUGGUGAGCCGGCCGUGCAGCUACACAGCAGCAGCAACAGGAGUAAGCGGCGGCGUCGCGGGUGGCGUCACGACGACGACGACGCGGCGCGGCGGCGGGGAGCUGAAGCUGGUGCUGGCGCUGGGCCUGCUGGCGUGCUCCGUGGCGUUCGCCGCGGCGGCCGUGGUCCGCGCGCGGUCGUUCCGCGCGGACGGCGAAGGGAAUAAUAGGUGGCGGUUCACGGCGUUCCACAAGGUGGACUUCGGCGUCGCGGAGGUGAUCGAGUGCAUGAAGGACGGCAACGUGGUGGGCCGCGGCGGCGCCGGCGUGGUGUACGCGGGGCGCACCCGGUCGGGCGGCGCCAUCGCGGUGAAGCGCCUUCAGGGUGGCGGCGGCGGCGGCGGCGGCGACCGCGGGUUCAAAGCGGAGGUCCGGACGCUGGGCAGCAUCCGUCACCGGAACAUCGUGCGGCUGCUGGCCUUCUGCACGAACCGGGACGCGAACGUGCUGGUGUACGAGUACAUGGGCGGCGGCAGCCUCGGCGAGGUGCUCCACGGCCACGGCAAGGGCAAGCAGCGCGGCGGCGCGCCGUCGUUCCUGGCGUGGGAGCGGCGGUACCGGAUCGCGCUGGAGGCGGCGCGCGGGCUGUGCUACCUCCACCACGACUGCACCCCGAUGAUCGUCCACCGCGACGUCAAGUCCAACAACAUCCUCCUCGGCGACAACCUCGAGGCUCGCGUCGCCGACUUCGGCCUCGCCAAGUUCCUCCGCGGAUCCGGCGCCGCCACCGACGAGUGCAUGUCCGCCGUCGCUGGAUCCUACGGCUACAUCGCCCCUGAGUACGCGUACACGCUGCGGGUGGACGAGAAGAGCGACGUGUACAGCUACGGGGUGGUGCUGCUGGAGCUCAUCACGGGGCGGCGCCCCGUGGGCCCGGACUUCGGGGAAGGCGUCGACAUCGUGCAGUGGGCGAAGCGGGUCACGGCGGGACGACGGGAGGCCGUGCCGGGGAUCCUGGACCGCCGCCUCGUCGUCGGCGGCGGGGCGCCGGCCGACGAGGUGGCGCACCUCUUCUUCGUCGCCAUGCUCUGCGUGCAGGACAACAGCGUGGAGCGCCCCACCAUGCGGGAGGUGGUGCAGAUGCUCGCCGACGAGUUCCCGCGCCACGCGUCGUCGGCGUCGGCGCAGACGUCGCCGUCCACCACCUCCACGUCCUCCUCGGCGGCGCCGGCGCCGGUGGGCGGGGAGGAGAGGAGCUUCAGCCCUGACGACGGCGGUGGGAAGGAGCUGCCGCCUCCGGCCAACAGCUGCUACAAGCUGUUCCCGGACCUGCUGGCCUGACGUACGGCACCUGUGUUUGCUGCCAUUGUUACAAGACACAAGAGACUCAUCAUCAUCAUCGUGCAGGACUAAAGUUACAGCAUGUAGGUCGGCCGACAUUGGGGAUGGUGUGACAAGAGCUGGGGAGCAAUAACAACAUGUAACUUUAUUAUAUAUUUUUCUUUUUUUGUAUCUUUCUUCUCUCUUUUUUUUUCCUCCAAAUUCUUUUCUUUUCUUUUUGGUUCAUUACUAUCUAGCAAUUCAAAGGUGUAUAGGGUCUGAUCAUAUGCUAUCAUCGCCUAGCUAGUAGGGGUUUGUGCUGUCCGAUGCAUGCAACAAUAGCAUCCCUUCCAUCAUCAUAGCUUUGCAACUUUGUAAUCUCCUGGGUAAUCUUUAGCCACCAUCCAUUGUCCACUACUA